AUGAUCCGGGCACAGAGGAUUGCGGCUCUCAGAGUCACGAGGGCGUACCGCACAGUCUCGGCUGAGGCAGCCUUAUUCCUGGUGGGAACUCCUCCGGGUGAUCUUCUUGCUUUGGAACGCAAAAGAGUCCGAAGUAAACUUGACGAUCUGGACAGAGCUGAUUCAAAGGAUGAGAUCCGGAGAGCAGAGCGAGACAUCUUGCUUGCUGCCUGGUCGAACAGAUGGAGUCGGGGCGUUAGAAGAGCCUGGACGCGCACGAUUCUUCCGGACCUGAUAAGAUGGACGAAAAGAUGGCCCAAAGACCUCACGUUUCAUGUAACGCAGGCUCUUACGGGACACGGGUGUUUCAGGUACUACCUACAUAGGAUGAAGCGCGCCCCUGAUGCGGCUUGCCUGUACUGCCAACACCCUGAGGACACUGCGGAACACAUGUUUGUUGGUAACCGAAAUAUAACCCCGGGAGACGUCCAGGAUUUGCUGUGCGGCCCCACUGAUGUCCCGUUCAGCGAGAACGACUGGCUACGAGCUGCCUCCCAACGUGCCACCCAGUCCUUUAAUGACAUGGUUAACAACAUUUUAAGCUGCAAGGAGCAUGAUGAAAGGAUAGCCGAGACCGAACGAAGAGCGAAUGCAGUGUAA
Macrosiphum euphorbiae (potato aphid) is the source of this 639-nucleotide messenger RNA. Lineage: Eukaryota; Metazoa; Arthropoda; Insecta; Hemiptera; Aphididae. The record is from the annotation of a GenBank genome assembly.